UCGUCAUUCCCCGAGGAACCGGAGGAACCCGGAAGCGAAAGUUUUCCGCUGGACUUUAGCGCGCUCACAUUCACCGAAGAAUGACCACAUUCCUGCCUUUUACUGUUUUUUUUGUUUUGAUCGGCUCGUUUGCAUCCUCCGCCACAUUUUCCCAAGCUGGCUCUGUCAUCAGGACACGACGGGAAGCUGUCUGCGGAGAUGAGGAGUACUUAAUCAACAACAUCUGUUGUUUAAACUGCCCAGCUGGUACCCAUGUAAAGUCCCACUGUACCACAGCACAUGGAAAGGGGCAGUGUGAGCAGUGCGACCAUACAACGUUUACCGAACAUGCCAGCAACUUCGAAAAAUGUAUCCCAUGUGCACAGUGUCGCUCAGAUCAGGAAAUCGUGAGGCCUUGCAGUCCUACUCAGAACACUGAAUGUCGGUGUAAAGAAGGAAGAUUUUGUGCUCCUGAAGAAGCAUGUGAGGUGUGCAAGAAGUGUUCAAGGUGUGAAGAAGAUGACAAAGUUGUCAGGAACUGUACUGCUACCUCCAACACUGAGUGCAAGAAGACCCCCCCGCAGUCAGACCCUCCCUCAAAACAUGUUCUCUAUGUCAGUCUGGUUAUAUUCUUCAUUGGUUCAGCAGUGGUGAUUGGGGGAGUUUGCAUGUACCUGUAUAAGAAGAGUCCCAGAUCAGCAGACACACAGGAAAACCUGGAGAAGGAUCAGCAAAAUGUGCAGCCCACCAGCAGCCAUCCAACCCAAAGUGUGAGAUGUCCCAGUCUGCACUUCUUCCAGUCAGCGGUGAGAAGUCCACAGCCAGCCGUUGUGGUGGAUGAGUGUCAACGCUUGUGUGAAAGCAUCUCCAGCUCUGCCAGUAACUCUCAGCAAAAUCUAACCAUGGUGCACCAAGCAGAGGAGCCAUUUCCUAAAGUGACGCCUGUAAAUGGCGUCCAGUCUCUACGGAAGUGUUUCCCGUAUUUCGAGGACGUCGACUGCGAUUACCACAAUAAAUUCUUCCGCCAACUUUGCAUGGACGACAACGUGAUCAAAAGCACGAUCAAUCGCACGUAUGAUGACCGGAUUCAUGAUUUGCUGAACAUCUGGUUGGAGCGAGAGGGGAAAGAAGCCUGCUUGAACGAGCUCCUGAGCGCACUACUGGAGUGUGGCCAGAAGCAAACAGCUGAGAUGAUCAAGAAGAAAGCCUUGGAAGAAGGUCAUUACAUUUUAGAGAAUAAAUAAAGCUCUAAUUAUAGGAAGUUUUUAGUCGGUUUGACGGGUUUUACUUUAAUUCCGGAGAAUCCUGAUCAAAAGACUGCAUGCAUGCAUUACAUGCACUGCAAAAACUGAAAUCUAAGUAAGAUUGAAUAUCUCAAAUAAGGGUGAUAUUUGCUUAUUUUCUGUCUGAUAAGAUAAUUCUUCUCACUAAGCAGAUUUUAUGUUAAUGUUUUACUUGUUUUAAGUGUUUUGGUCCUAAAUGACCUCAGUAAGAUAUUACAGCUUGUUGCUGAGAUUUGAUGACCUAUAUUAAGUAAAACAUGCUUGAAACUAGAAUAUCAACUGAUGCAAAGCUGUGUCAUUAACAUGCAAGUAUAAAACUUACUUUUUUAAAGUGAUAAUUUCUUACUUCAAGCAUGAAAAAAAAAGAUGCCGAGCGCAUAUCAUUAUGUCAAGAUAAUGGCACUAGCAUUUACUUCAUUUAAGAAUAUUUUUCAACAUAUUGAGCAAAAAGAUCUCUUUUUUUCUUCUACCAAGAAAAGUGCACUUGUUAUUAGUGCAAAUAUAUAUAUUUUUUAAGGUAUUAUUGCUUUUUGCAGUGUGAGCAGUAUAUUUAUCUUGUACAGCAGUGGUCGCUAAAAUCAUUUGUUUAUUUUUUGAAAUAACUACAGUGGACAUUUACAGUGUAUCUAUUUUGGAAAUGGAAUUAUUUUAAUUUAUUAUUACUAAUGUAUUGUUGUACUAAUAUUACUAAAGUUGAGUGCUGCUGAUGAAGUGCAAGACCUCACAGUUGUAAUAAUUGUAACAGCACAGUUGUAAUAGUACGUCAUAGUUAUUACAGCACAAAGAGCAACACAUUGAACCAAAGUGCACUUCUGAGCUCCGACUUGAGUGCAAAUGUUUGCUGUUGAAAUCAUGACACUGCAGUUUUACAUGAAAUGAAUAUGCAUUACUUUGAUAAUUACUUUUAAUAGCUGUGAUUGCUUUUCUAACAAUUGUUUUUUUCAAACGUGUCUUUAUUUCAACCUCAGGAAUUAUUAUUUAUUGUAAGAUGAGCAAAGGGACAUUUCACUUGGUCAGGAAUGUGAUGUUGAUCAUAAUUAAUGCUGGUUUACUCUGCACAAUGACCUAGUGUUUGAACAAACUUGAGUCAAAACGUACUUCAUGAAGUUUUUCGGGGUUUCCUACAUAUUGCCUUUCCGUUACAGCUUUAAUAAUUGCAGAUAUGAAUGAAAUGCACUUUGAAUGUUUUUGCUUGAGUCAGUUACUCCACCCUCGCUAAAUAUGCAUUCCUAACUACUCAAAUAGUCCAAAUGGACUCAUCAGGUGUUUGUUCAGCAUUAGAUUGGAAUACUGCUGUAUAUUGAGUAUUUUCUAUUUCAAAGUUCAACAGAUAUAUAAAGUAUUUAUU
Entelurus aequoreus (snake pipefish) is the source of this 2610-nucleotide messenger RNA. It is a transcript of the gene hdr, whose product is annotated as hematopoietic death receptor. Gene Ontology annotation, molecular function: protein binding. NCBI's taxonomy places the organism in Eukaryota, Metazoa, Chordata, Actinopteri, Syngnathiformes, Syngnathidae. The transcript is spliced from 10 exons. Gene Ontology annotation, cellular component: cell surface; plasma membrane. The coding region runs from base 81 to 1223 and encodes 380 amino acids. Gene Ontology annotation, biological process: TRAIL-activated apoptotic signaling pathway; positive regulation of apoptotic process. The record is from RefSeq and is a predicted model, not a curated record.